UCACUCUACUUGUAUACUCUUCGCCUCUUUAGAAUUUCUCUCAUGGAAGAACUUCUUCACUAGGCUAAAAUGAAAGUGCUUGCAUUUUUUGUUCAUUUCCUGUUAGUGGUGGUUGCAGUUACAGGCAAUGCUCUUUCGUUUUCCACCAUCACCAGAGGUUCUCCUAGUGAUGACAGACCAUCCAGACUACUCCAUCACUAUGGCUAUGGCCCUCCACCACAGUAUAUGCAGCCGCCCACCUAUGGAUCUCCACCCUCCCCCAUUUAUUCUCCACCAUCACAUGGACGUUCACCACCUAGCUUAACACCACCCCCUCUUAGGUAUCCUUCACCACCCUCUCAAUAUCCACCACCACCCUCCUCUCAAUAUCCUCCGCCUAGCCCCCCACUUUCUCAACGUCCCCCACCUAUUCAAAGGCCUCCUUCACGUCGUCCACCUACUCAAAGGCCUCCUUACGGGUAUCCUCCACCAUCGGACGGACGGCCACCACCCAUGCAAACACCACCUACUCAAAGGCCUCCUUCACCUUCUCAAGUAUAUACACCACCACCUUUGCAUCGUCCACCUCCCAUUCAAAGACCUCCUCAUGGAUAUACUCCACCUUCAUAUGGACGUCCAUCACCAGUCCAAACGCCACCUUCUCAUCAUCAACCACCCACUCCAAGGCCUCCUCAUCAGGGAUAUACUCCACCUUCAUAUGGACGUCCACCGCCAGUCCAAACGCCACCUUCUCAUCGUCAACCACCUGCUCAAAGACCUCCUCGUGGAUAUACUCCACCUUCAUAUGGACAUCCACCGCCAGUCCAAAGGCCACCUUCCCAUCGUCAACCACCCACUCAAAGACCUCCUCAUGGAUAUACUCCACCUUCAUAUGGACGUCCAGCACCAGCUCAAAGACCACCUUCUCAUCGUCCACCGCCCGUUCAAAGACCUCCUUAUGGAUUUACUCCACCUUCAUAUCCACCACCAGUCCAAACGCCACCUUCUUAUCGUCCACCACCUACUCAAAGGCCUCCUCAUCAUGGACAUGCACCACCUAUACAAACACCACCUUCUCAUCGACCACCACCCACUCAAAGACCUCCUCAAUAUGGAUAUACGCCACCUUCUUAUAGACGUCCACCACCAGCCCAAACACCACCUUCUUAUCGUUCACCACCCACUCAAAGGCCUCCUCAUCAUGGAUAUACCCCACCUUCGUAUGGACGUCCACCACCUGUUCAAACACCACCUUCUCAUCGACCACCACCCACUGAAAGACCUCCUCAUUAUGGAUAUAGCCCACCUUCUUACGGACGUCCACCGUCCGCUCAAAGGCCACCUUCUCAUCGUCCACCACCCACUCAAAGGCCUCCCCAUGGAUAUACUCCACCUUCUUAUGGACGUCCAUCACCUGUCCAUACACCACCUUCUCAUCGACCACCACCAAUUCAAAGACCUCCUCCUCGUGGAUAUACUCCACCUUCACAGGGAUAUACACCACCUUCUUAUCUUUCACCACCGAUUCGAAGGUCUCCUCCUCGUGGAUAUACUCCACCUUCACAGGGAUAUACACCACCUUCUUAUCGUUCACCACCUAUUCGAAGGUCUCCUCCUCGUGGAUAUACUCCACCUUCACAGGGAUAUACACCACCUUCUUAUCGUUCACCACCUAUUCGAAGGUCUCCUCCUCGUAGAUAUCCUCCACCUUCGCACGGACAUCUACCACCCACUCAAACGCCACCUACCCAUCGUCCACCACCCACUCGAAGUCCUCCUUCUCAUGGAUACACACCACCUGCAUAUGGACGUUCACCACCCACCCAAAGAUCACCACCUUCCCAUGGAUAUACACCGCCACCUUCUCGACGCCCACCACCUUAUGGAUAUUCGCCACCCUCUGGAGCAACACCACCUGCAUAUGGGUUUCCACCACCUUCAUAUGGAUAUGCACCACCAACACCGUACUGAAGGCCAUUGAAGUGGCCAUAACAAAUGCACGGAGUUUGAUACAUAACUAAGAUACUUUUCUUUCAGUUUCUAAUCAAAUAUCACAUAAAGGACCGUAUACAUUUUCCUGUGCACUUGUUUUUUCAUGUAAACCGUUUCUCUUGUUCUUUGUUCUUUUCUCCUGUUGUAACCACUGUUAGAGCAUUCAAAAUGCUAAACAUUGGGGUGUUGUAUCAACUGUAUAGCCACUGCUAUAUCAUUGUGUGGCAUAAUAAAAAUAAUUUGCUCCUGUCA
Messenger RNA from Ricinus communis (castor bean), 2223 nucleotides. Its product is annotated as proline-rich extensin-like protein EPR1. Bases 70 to 1950 code for a protein of 626 amino acids. The transcript has a single exon. The record is from RefSeq and is a predicted model, not a curated record. NCBI's taxonomy places the organism in Eukaryota, Viridiplantae, Streptophyta, Magnoliopsida, Malpighiales, Euphorbiaceae.